Messenger RNA from Mus pahari (shrew mouse), 863 nucleotides. It is a transcript of the gene Gvqw3, whose product is annotated as GVQW motif containing 3. Lineage: Eukaryota; Metazoa; Chordata; Mammalia; Rodentia; Muridae. The record is from RefSeq and is a predicted model, not a curated record.
CACGGCUUCGUCUGCCCUGCUUGUUUAAAAGUUGUCACAGUUCAUGUGUCCAUUGCGUGAGUCGCCGUGGACUCUUAAAGGCAACAGAUUCGGGACGACCCUUGCGACUGCUUUGAAACUUCCCUCGCGGGUUGGACGCAAACAUGGGUUGUAGAGAAUUUAAUUUUUACCCGUUUUGCCUUUCGGUUACUCUGUGACCCGGUUAGUGCUAGAUUGCUAGCCGCAUACCUUGACUAGACGCAAAGGGUGAAAGCUCAGAAAAGCAGUAACUUUCCUGGUGGCUUCCAGAGGGGCAGGAAUAGUGCAGUGAUUAGGCCAGCAGCACCCUAGAGAUUUUUACCUCAGGCUUCUCACAGUCGUGGCCUGAUAAACGUUCCUGUAUGGUUUUGUGCCAAAAUGAGUGACCGCUAUUUAGAACAAAGAAUUAGUAUCAAAUUUUGCGUAAAAUCGAACAAGUCAGCAAGUAAGACCCACCUUUUGAAAGAAGCAUAUGGGGAUGAAGUGAUGUCGAGGGCUUGAGUAUUUGACGGGCACAAAAGGUUUAAGGAAGGGUGGGAAGAUGUCUGAGAUGAUGCAUGAAGUAGCCGUCCAGUCACCCACAGGACGGAUGCAAAUAUCCAAAAGGUCAAGGUCUGUGUGAAUAAGCAGUUAACGGUGAGAAGGAUGGCUGAAGAAAUGCAUUUAGAGAAAGAAACCGUUAGAUUCGUUCUGAAAGGAAACCUGAACAUGCGAAAAAUCAAAGUUAUAGCAAGUAUUUUGAAGGAUCAGCCUGAUCUUGGGAAAUUUGAGUGUCCAUCUGGUCAUUCAAAGGAAAUUAAGAACACUAGCUUAUAGGUGAGGGAAAAGAGAACAAGUUCUGAGAU